CAAACAACACUUAAAGUUCAAUCCUACCCAUGAAACAUUAAGUUUAUUCGAUAAUAUCAAAUACCGUCAAAUUCGGUACAAUAUUUGAUUAUCCCAAAUACGGCUACUAAACUUCCAGCCCAACUGGUCAAUAGUUUGGUUGGUUACUUAGUUAUCAAUUAUACAUAAUUUAAAUCUCGAUUAAAUUUAACAAGAUAUUUUUUCCGCUUUAAGUUGGAAUUCAAACUUUUUCAUAUAAAAAUCGAAUUAAUCUUGCUCUUCAAAAUGACAUCCCUUUCCCGUUUGAUAUAAUUUGGAACAAAAUUUAAGACAUGUAUUAUACUCUUUAGGGUUAUACCGGCGGUAUCGGUAUUCGGCUGCACUUUUUGGCCAAACGGUAUACCGAAUACCGAUUAGUUAUAUACCGACGGUAAAUCGGUAUACUGAAUACCGAUUAAGUUGGAACUUGUAAGCGUAACUUAUGUUGAGAGAGUGAGACUAUAUUGAUUGUUGGAUGAUGGAAUUUGUGAAUUAUUUCAUGUUUGAGACUAUGUACUUAUGUCUUAUGUCGUAGUAAUGCUAUAUUUAUCUACUAACUACUUGUGUAGAAUGUAGUUGACAUUAACAAUGUCAUUGCCUAAUGGAGUAUUGGACUAUUGGUAAAUCGUUAAUGAUAAGUGAGUUGCACUUGUAAGCUGUAAGGGUCUAUUAGAUAAAUAACUAAUUAACUAAUUACUAAUUACUAUUAACUAAUAGUGAAUUGUUGAUUAAUAAAUCUUGCUAGACGAUAGCAAUAUAAUAUAGUAAUAAUUAAUAAACGAACAAAUUAUUUACAUCAUUUAAUUAAACAACAUUCAGAAAAAUAAAAAGCACAAAAAACCCAAAUCAGCCCACCCAGUAUCGGUAUUAAAUCGGUAUACCGGCUCAAAAACGUAAUCUCAAUGCAUUAAACGGUAUUCGGUAUACCGGUAUUAAUAUCGGACUCCGACUAUUCGGUAUUCGGUAUACCGACUAACAUUUGGUAUCGGUAUUCGGUGGGUACACUGUCUGUUUCCGGUAUACCGAAUACCGAUUAAUCGGUAUCAGGUAUACCGGACACCGACCGAUUACCAGCCCUAAAUUACUCUAUACCAUGAUUGUAACAAUUAGCAGUAUAUAAGGUUAUACUAUGGUGCUACGAAUAUACAAUAGUGUAGAAUGAUUGUAUUUGUAUACAUGCUAAUAUAAAUAUAGUAAAUACCAACCACCAUUUAUCAUUUUUCAGGACUAGUUACCACCAUAUACUAGAAUGAUAUAGGUAACAUAUAUGGUCCUGAAUAAUUUUUUCUCAUAAAUUUAUUGACUACAAUUGAUCAAGAUAAACUCGUCAUUUCUGUAUAACUUUUUUCAAAUGUUUUUUUUCGAUAAUUUUUUUUCUUCAAAUUUUGAGAUGAACCAUUUUUUGAUUUUUUUCUUUCUCCAUGUAUGUCCUCAACCAGUUGACUAUAAGUUGUGCACUUAUGCAACCUCACACCACAACCCAGCCACCAACCAGAGGCAGCCAUGGAUGCGACUUCGUUACACCUCCCGGAAAUCCUCGUUGCUAUAGCGGUCGCCGUAUUCCUCCACCUACGGCGGGUCGGAAAACGGCAAAGACGACAUCCCAGCGACAACAUCCUCCCGGAGAUCCCCGGCGCCCUGCCCUUGUUGGGCCACCUCCACCUCCUCGGCGGGAAGCAGCCCCUGGCGCGGAAGCUGGCAUCCUUCUCCGACAAAUACGGGCCCGUUUUCACCAUCCGCCUCGGAGCCAACAAUUUGACGGCGGUGGUCAGCGACUAUGACGCCGUCAAGGAAUGCUUCACCGCCAACGACCGGGCCCUCGCAUUCCGGCCCGAUUCCACCCAGGCCCAAAUCCUCGGCUACAACUACGCCCUCUUCGGAUUCGCCUCCUACGGCGACUACUUCCGCUACAUCAAGAAGAUUCUCAUCUCCGAGGUCCUCUCCGCCCAGCGAAUCAAGGCCCUCCGCCGCGUCCAGAUCUCGGAGAUAGAUUCCCUAAUUCACGACCUCUACCAACAGAGCAAGGCCGCCGGCGGCGGCGGCGGCGGGAAGACAGUGAUUUCGGUGAGCGAGGGGAUCCACAGCUGCGUCAUCAACAUAAUGACUCGGAUUAUCGCCGGGAAGAGGUAUUUCGACAAGGCCAAUUACGAGGAGCGACAUUCUGUUUCCAAUUUUAGUGGCGGGCGGCCCAUCAGUGAAAUGAUUAGGGAAUUUAUGCUGGUGAUGGGUACUCCGGUUCCUUCCGAUUUGGUUCCGAUUCUCCGGUGGGUCUUGCCCCGAGGAGCCGAGAAGGCGAUGAAACGGUUGUUCAAGGAGCUGGAUGUUGUCAUGGAGAGCUGGAUCGACGAGCACAAGGGGAAACAGGUUGCCAACGACGGCAACGAAAGUAAUCGCGAUCUCAUCGACGUUAUGCUCUACGAAAUUAAAGAGGAAGUCGCCUUCGGUUACAAGCGCGAGACCAUCGUCAAGGCCAUUGCUCAUGCUUUAAUCUUCGGGGGCUCUGAUACGACUGCGAUUACGCUGACGUGGAGCCUAUCGAACUUGUUGAACCACAAGCGAGCGUUGCAGCAAGCUCAGGAAGAGCUAGACAACAUCGUAGGGAGAGGUCGAUGGGUGGACGAUUCUGACAUUGAGAAGUUGCCAUACUUAAUAGCGGUGAUCAAAGAAACAUUGCGAAUGUAUCCACCGGGUGCUCUUUCAUUGCCUCGAAUAGCAUCAGAGGACAUCACGAUCAAAGGGUAUCACGUGCUGAAGGGCACUCAGUUCUUUGCCAACUUCUGGAAGCUGCACAGGGAUCCAAACGUCUGGUCCGACCCCAACGAGUACAAGCCGGAAAGAUUCCUGACGAGCAAUGCCGAUAUCGAAAUAUUCGGACAUCAGUUCGAGUAUCUCCCCUUUGGGUCGGGCCGACGAGGAUGCCCAGGGAUCAAUUUCGGAAUGCAGGCUACACAACUGGCACUGGCGAGACUAUUGCAAGGGUUCCAUUGGAGUACCCCUGGAGAUAAGCCUGUGGAUAUGACUGAAGACUUGGGAAUCAUCCUUUCCAAGACCAAUCCAUUGCAGGUUGUCCUUACCCCACGACUUCCUGCUCAGUUUUAUAAUGCUUAACAGAAAGCUUGUCAUCCAAAAUAUAGCUAACGAGAGUAAUGCAGAUGGUUCCCCUGUUAUGAGAGCAUCAACUUCCUUGUUGUAACUGCUGUUCUUUACUCUGGAGACAAUUGGAUAUGCUGAAUCUUUAUGUAUACCCUUAGAACGAAACUUGCACUCCUCCAAAGAUAAAAGAAUGAUCGAAAU
Molecule: messenger RNA, 3312 nt
Organism: Linum trigynum
Lineage: Eukaryota; Viridiplantae; Streptophyta; Magnoliopsida; Malpighiales; Linaceae
Source: the annotation of a GenBank genome assembly